This is a messenger RNA of Owenia fusiformis, 1240 nucleotides long. The record is from the annotation of a GenBank genome assembly. Lineage: Eukaryota; Metazoa; Annelida; Polychaeta; Sabellida; Oweniidae.
AAAUAUUACAGGUUACACUUCCGGCCAGAAUUCACAUUUUCACGUUUUUUUGUUUUUAUCAAUAUUGCAGGAGUUGCUUCAUCUCUAUUUGGGUGAUAAGAUGACACGUUGGGCCAGGGCUGAGGGGGUGAACAAGAAGAAGCCCUUAGAAAGCACAGAAUGGUUAGUCAUGUUUAAGUCAACCUCCCAAGAACAGAAGUCUCCAACAGAUGAUACAAUAUCACAACAAACCCCAGCCAAAUCUAAAAAGAAACGGAAGGCUGAGAAACAACAUAAUAAAGAUAGUGACAUGUCCGACCAAAGUACAGGUGUAUAUAAAGUAGACAUAGGAGAAUCAUUGGUUAAGAAAACCAAGCAAUCAAAAGUUAAGACCCUAACUGAUGAACAAUACUUUGCUAAAUUCACUAAUCAUCGUGAACAGAAGAAGAAAAUGCGGACAAUUGACCUGAAUGACAAGCGUAGAGAAGAAAGGAGGAUGAAAAGAAAGGAAGAACGAGAAGGAAAAAAGGUGUGCUUUAACUGUCGGAAGCUGGGUCACAAUCUUGCAGACUGUCCAGAUAUAAAGGGGGAUUCAGAACAGGGCACUGGUAUCUGCUUCAAAUGUGGCUCCACAGAACAUACAUCUAGCCAGUGUAAUGUGAGGCUCAAGAAAGGAGAGUAUCCAUUUGCUAAAUGUUUUGUGUGUGGAAAGAUGGGCCAUUUGUCCAAGAAGUGUCCAGAUAACCCAAAGGGACUCUACCCCAACGGUGGGUGUUGCAAGGGAUGUGGAUCAAUACACCACUUUAAAGCAGAGUGCCCAGUGCUACUGAAGAAAGAAGGAAUAAUUGAAACUACAGUUGAGAAGAUGGCAGUUUUCACAAGCCCGGACAUUGAACCUUCACUUACAAUAACCAGCAAACAAAAGAAGAAAUCUGGACCCAAACUAGUGAAAUUUUGAAAAAAAAAUUAUGAAUUAAUAUUGUAUGUGAUGAAUAUGGACUGAGCAAAAAAUGCAUUUUCUGUUUGAAUUUAUUUGUAGAAUUCAGCAUUCCUAAUAAAGUUACUUUAAGAGAGAUUGAAUAUUGUUAGGUAUCUACAAAAUUAGCUUUUAUCUUCUGUUAAUUAGCUUUUCUUUCAUCAUUUAUCUUAAUCCCAGGGCCCACCAAUUAUAUUUUCAAACAGUACUAUUAUGUUUGAAUGUUUUGAUUGGCUACUAGUUGUUAUCCUUGAUUACAUGGAACAUCUGACAAAGAUAGGUGGC